This is a messenger RNA of Labeo rohita (rohu), 1481 nucleotides long. RefSeq lists its product as uncharacterized. The record is from RefSeq and is a predicted model, not a curated record. The transcript is spliced from 7 exons. The coding region runs from base 21 to 1328 and encodes 435 amino acids. Lineage: Eukaryota; Metazoa; Chordata; Actinopteri; Cypriniformes; Cyprinidae. Gene Ontology annotation, molecular function: GTP binding.
AGUUCGGAUCAAAAGCUAAAAUGGAUGACACAACUAAUAGUGAACUUCAGCGUCCAAUCACAGACGUGAACUUCACUGAAGAACAACGUCCCACAUUUUCUGGAAAUAAAUAUUUCAUCCUCAAUACCACACCUGGUAUGACAGCCAAGCCUAAAGAGGACAUCAGUAGAAAGGUCCUUAAACGAGUAUCAGGUCAGCAGGUGUUCAACGUGGAGGAGUGUGAUGCCAUUUUGGUUUUCUGCUUUAUUGUUUCAAGGGCAGGAACUGACACUGACGCUGCACUGCAUGAACUUAACACUCUUUCAGAGUCUAAACCAGCUGUGUUCAUGGUAUUUCAUCACACAUUUGACCUAGAGAAGGUUCUGCCAGACAACAGCAGAUAUGUGACCAGGUUGAAUACACUCACAGUGGACUGUCUUUUCAACGAGGAUGAAGGUCUCCUGAAGUGUGUGAAGAAUUAUGAAGCUCUGACUAGAAUCCAUCAAUGGCUGCAGCCACAGGUUAAGGUGGAGCAGACCCAGGUGUCGUGGUUGAAGUUGUUGUUAAGCUGUUUUCCAUGCUCUCACUGGUGUACACAAAGAGACACAGAGACGACUAAAGUAUCUUCCUAUCUCGAAGUUGAAUCAGAACUGGUCCUUGUCCUGCUGGGCGUGUCUGGGCCAGAGAAGACUACAGUUGAACGCAUGAUACUUGGUCGAGAGGAGAGUCAGGCUGAUAGCUCUCCAGCCACCCAGAUGAAGAUCACAGUCGAUACUGGAGAGGUGGACGGGGAGCAGGUGACUGUGAUCAACACUCCUGACUGGUUCAGCUCUGAGCUUUCUACAGAGGAAAUACAACGAAAAAUACAAAUGUGUAUCCGUCUGUCUUCCCAUGGACCUCACGCUUUCUUCCUAGUCAUACCAGCAAAGCAGUUUUCUGAAGAAGAGAAACAGAUAGUGAAGAAAAUGGAGAUGAUUUUUGAGGAAAGGUGCCAAGAGAGGGUCAUGAUCCUUUAUACUGUUACGGAUGAACAACAAAGGCAGAACAUCCAAGACCAUGACCUCCAGGCAUUUGUGAAAAAAUGUGGAAAUCAGUUUCACGUUCUCAAUAUUAGUGAGACUGGAAAUAAAUCUCAGGUUUCAGAGCUGCUGAAGACAGUAGAGCAGAUAGUAGCAGGAAAAGGAGAGAGUAGUGACGACCGUGAGCUGAACCAAACUCAGAUAGAGACAGCUAUUGCAAAAUCUAAACAGGUGCACAGAGGUAAACAUAAGAGAUACUUCAAAAUACAACUGCAAAAUCCUUGCCGCAAAAUUUGGAUUUGGAGGGAAAAUUAUGAAGCAUUAAAUUAAACCUUUAGAUAGGAUGUUAGAUUAAAAGAAUCCUAACGUGGUAUAGUAAAGCACUGAUAAGCCAUGUCAGGUUUAUUUGCAUAGCUCAACCAUACAAGCAUUCAGGCAGUUAAGAUUUGUUAGUAGGGUACAACGGGGCUAAAGGCACUUAAA